Messenger RNA from Heterocephalus glaber (naked mole-rat), 4515 nucleotides. RefSeq names its product C-terminal binding protein 2 (gene Ctbp2). Gene Ontology annotation, cellular component: nucleus. The record is from RefSeq and is a predicted model, not a curated record. Gene Ontology annotation, biological process: regulation of transcription by RNA polymerase II. Lineage: Eukaryota; Metazoa; Chordata; Mammalia; Rodentia; Bathyergidae. Gene Ontology annotation, molecular function: transcription corepressor activity; transcription coregulator binding; DNA-binding transcription factor binding.
AUGCCGGUUCCCAGCAGGCAUAUCAACAUUGGCCGUUCACAGAGCUGGGAUGCUGCUGGCUGGUACGAGGGCCCUUGGGAGAAUGCUGAGGCUCCGCCACCCCCGGGGAGGAGAAGCUCUCUGACGUAUGGCUCCGGUGAGGGGACUUGGUGUGAGCUGCCUAACCACCAAGCACAGGACACCGCCUUGCCCGGGGCCCCUGAGCCCUACCUGUAUCGAGAGGCUUUUUACAAUUCGUUGGCUGCCAGGAAGGGCUCUGCUGCCGAGUUCACUUUCUACAACAGCAGACGGGCUGUGAUGUCUGGCCAAAGCGCCCUCCUGCCACAGGAUUACUACGGUGACCCAUCCAGAGGCACGAGGGUACCCAAGGAGCCUCCCUACUAUCAGGACCCAGGAGUCAGCCAGCUAGUGCCCAGCUACGGAAUGCUUGGCAGCAGAGUGCCGUGGGAGCACAUGCAAGGCCAGCUACCUGCCCUGCAGGACACCAGCCACCUAUACCAGGAUCCUGGGGGCAAAAUGAUCCCUCAGGGCCAGCGGAGUAAGGGCAGGGCACCAUCUCCCGGGUGUUAUGGAAGGGAACUGGCCAACGCCAGGUUUGGCGAAGAAACACCUGCCUACCCAUCCAGUCAGGUGUACAGUGAUGUUGGUGAGAGACUUGUCGAUUCCAACCCUGCCAGACAGGCGGCCCCGACAUGCCUGGUUGUGGACCCUGGCUCAGCUGCUCCCCCUGAGAGCACCACAGGAGUGGCCCCCAGGUCCCUGAGUCGAGGCUACUGGCCUCCCCGAGAAAAUUUCCAUUCUAAGAUGGCUUUUGAGAAUUAUGAGACUGACCUGCCUGCGUUCCAGGGACCUGAUAAUAAGAGGAGCGUGCUCCCUGAGUUCCUGGCACUGCUGCGGGCAGAGGGUGUUGCAGAGGCCACUCUAGCGGCCCUCCUGCAGCAAGGCUUCGACUCCCCAGCUGCCCUGGCCACUCUGGAGGAUGCAGAUGUCAAGUCUGUUGCACCCAACCUUGGCCAGGCCCGCGUCCUGAGCCGCCUGGUCCUCAGCUGCAGGACCGAGAUGCAGCUUCGGAGGCAGAGUGGGGCAGGUCCCCUGCCCCGCACACGGUCCAGCAGUUUCAGCCAUCGGAGUGAGCUGCUGCCCAGUGACUUGGCUUCUCUGGGUGCCACAGCCCUGCAGCCCCAGCCUGUGGGGCCCCUGCAGAUGGCCUCCCCCCAAACUGGAGACAUGGCUCGGCGCCCUUCUAGUGCACCCUCCCAGCACCUCCUGGAGACAGCCACCUAUUCUGCCCCGGGAGUGGGCCCCCAAGCCCCUCACCUCCCUUCCAACUCUGGGUAUAGCUCUCCCACCCCUUGUGCCCUCACGGCACGCCUGGGCCCCUCUUCUCAGCAGGCUCGGGUGACCUUGACGAACCCAGGCCCCAGAACAGCCUACUCCACCUCGUACACUGUGCCUAUGGAGCUGCUAAAGCGGGAGCGCAGUGUGGUUGCUUCUCCACUGCCCAGCCCCCAUGGCAGCCCCCAACUCCUGCGGAAGCCUGGAGUCCCUGUGGAACCAUCUGUCCUGCCAUCGGUCAGCCAAAGCCUCCAUACACCACAUUCACCGCAUCGGAAGGUGGCCCGGCGCACAGGGGCGCCCAUCAUCGUGUCUGCCAUGCUUGGACCAGAGCCAAGUAUCCGACCCCAGAUCAUGAACGGUCCCCUGCAUCCCCGGCCCCUGGUGGCGCUGCUGGACGGCAGAGACUGCACCGUGGAGAUGCCCAUUCUGAAGGACCUGGCCACUGUGGCCUUCUGCGACGCGCAGUCCACACAGGAGAUCCACGAAAAGGUGUUAAACGAGGCCGUGGGUGCUAUGAUGUACCACACCAUCACCCUCACCAGGGAGGACUUGGAGAAGUUCAAGGCCCUGAGAGUGAUCGUUCGGAUCGGCAGCGGCUAUGACAACGUGGACAUCAAGGCUGCUGGCGAGCUUGGGAUCGCUGUGUGCAACAUCCCAUCUGCAGCCGUGGAAGAGACGGCCGAUUCCACCAUCUGCCACAUCCUCAAUCUGUACCGGCGGAACACAUGGCUGUACCAGGCACUGCGGGAAGGGACGAGGGUACAGAGCGUGGAACAGAUUCGAGAGGUGGCCUCAGGAGCAGCCCGAAUCCGUGGAGAGACACUGGGCCUCAUCGGCUUUGGUCGCACGGGGCAGGCGGUUGCUGUUCGAGCCAAGGCCUUUGGAUUCAGCGUCAUAUUUUAUGACCCCUACUUGCAGGAUGGCAUAGAGCGAUCCCUGGGCGUGCAGAGGGUCUACACCCUUCAGGAUUUGCUGUAUCAGAGUGACUGUGUCUCCUUGCACUGCAAUCUCAAUGAACAUAACCACCACCUCAUCAAUGACUUUACUAUAAAGCAGAUGAGGCAAGGGGCAUUCCUAGUGAAUGCAGCCCGCGGUGGCCUGGUGGAUGAGAAAGCCUUGGCCCAGGCCCUCAAAGAGGGCAGGAUACGAGGGGCAGCCCUUGAUGUGCACGAAUCUGAGCCCUUUAGCUUUGCUCAGGGUCCAUUGAAAGACGCACCAAAUCUCAUCUGUACUCCCCACACGGCCUGGUACAGUGAACAAGCAUCCCUGGAGAUGAGGGAGGCAGCUGCCACUGAGAUCCGCCGAGCAAUCACAGGACGCAUCCCAGAAAGCUUAAGAAAUUGUGUCAACAAGGAAUUCUUCGUCACAUCAGCUCCUUGGUCAGUAAUAGACCAGCAAGCAAUUCAUCCUGAGCUCAAUGGUGCCACAUACAGGUAUCCACCAGGCAUUGUAGGUGUGGCCCCGGGAGGACUUCCUGCAGCCAUGGAAGGCAUUAUCCCUGGAGGCAUCCCGGUGACUCACAACCUCCCCACAGUGGCACAUCCUUCCCAAGCUCCCUCUCCCAACCAACCCACAAAACAUGGGGAUAAUCGAGAGCACCCCAACGACAAGUUGGUUGUUAGUUCAGUAGUACCCUCUGAUGAUGCAAAAAAGAAAAAAUUAUUAAGUUUCACAAGCUGUUUGUACUCAAAUAUAUUUUCUCAGUUUCAGAUCCACAGCUAUUUUAUUGAGUGGAAAGUCUUGAACUGUAAGGGUUCAAGAAGAAUAAUGUUUCAUUUCCUUAUGUCUCAGGAAACACUUUUUAUGGUAACUUGUCAGAUUGUCUAUGAACAAACCCACUUUUUUAGACAUUGAUAAAUUCUUUUCUUCACGUGAUAUUUUAUACAAGAACACUUCAGAUGUGUUAUUAGAUGUGACUGAUUUUAACAAAUCCUAUUAGAUUUGUAUCAACUAGUUACAUGUUCUAUUCAUAGUCUUUUGUGAAUCAUUGCCUUUUUGUUUAAAAAGAUGGCCUAUUUUGAGCCUUUGUAUAGGUACAUUCCUGUUUUUGUGACAAAAGAAAAACUUUAAACUGUCCCAAACAGAAAAAUAAUGGCUAUCCGGAAGUAUGUUUUGUUUUAGUGUGAGUUACCGUUACUGUAUUUGUUUAUUGUAAAGGUGGACAUUUAGCGUUCAGUGCAGUUUUCAAUAAAAAGUAAUUAAAAUUUGUUAAGUUCUGAAAUUCAAGUACAUCUCACUAAUGUAAAAGUUCUCUACUUGAGAUGUUUAAAGGCAACUGCAUUGUCAAGUAGCCAAUUUUCAACUCUGUCCUCCAAGGUUCUGCCUCUUCCUAUUAUGACUCAAGAAUGCUAACAAUUACCUCAUGUGUUAACAGCAAUUAACUGCAAUACAGCAACCUCAUACAAGCCCAUCAUUCUCAAAUCAUGUCAUCCUUAAAAUUAAGUCAUCUGUUACAACAAAGUCAAUUCCAGAAACAAAGCCCAUCCACUUUGAGAAUUUCGUUGUUUUUUUUUUUUUUCUACCAGGGAUCGAACUCCGGUCCUUGCACUUGGGAGGCAGGUGGUGGAACCACUGAGCUAAAUCCCUGGACCAAGAAUUUUAAUUGACCCAAAACCAAAAUUAUCUGGCUCAAGCAUUAAUGCAGGAAGGGAAGUGAGUCUUAACUUUUCUUUUCUUUUUGGCCAAUAACCUAACUGAAAGUGUUGCAAAAUAGUGAACAUUAACAUUAGCUGUUUUUAUAGAUUAAGAAGUCUAAGUUCAUUUAAUGCAUCUUCCUUUUAAAAUAGCAUUGAACUCUAUUAGUAUUAAGUCCCACAAUUUCAAGAGCCAAACUCCCUGAGCCUUCCCUUAUCCUUCCCUUCCCAUUUAAAAACAAAUUAGUAUCUUACAGCAUUAGCCUGCCUGGCCAUGUGUCCUUACUCAUUUUCAGGUAGUAGCCCCAUUCCAACGGUGCCAUGAAAAAUCUCAUUAAAACCACCUCACACAGAGAAAUGUGGAAGAUAGAGUUAUUGGCCUAUCACCACAGUAUGCAGACAGUUUAACUUCAUAAUCACUUAUCAACACAAUGAAAUUUGCAUUAAAAAGGUCCAUGUAUACUGUGUAUACCACUGUUUUACCUUUUGUUAAAUCUAAGACAGGAUAAGCCUAAGAGUCAAAAAUAGAAACGGUAAGUCUGAA